Symphalangus syndactylus (siamang) is the source of this 1910-nucleotide messenger RNA. RefSeq names its product target of EGR1, exonuclease (gene TOE1). Gene Ontology annotation, molecular function: snRNA binding; metal ion binding; 3'-5'-RNA exonuclease activity. Lineage: Eukaryota; Metazoa; Chordata; Mammalia; Primates; Hylobatidae. Gene Ontology annotation, biological process: snRNA 3'-end processing. The record is from RefSeq and is a predicted model, not a curated record. Gene Ontology annotation, cellular component: Cajal body.
GACCUGACGGCGAGACCCCGCCCCAUCCCCGACUGCCUGAACCGCGCCAGGACACGGAGCGCAAGUCUAGCGUACCCACAGACGACUCAAGCGGGAGACGAGCGGUGUCAUGGCCGCCGACAGUGACGAUGGCGCAGUUUCAGCUCCCGCAGCUUCCGACGGUGGUGUCAGCAAAAGCACAACAUCUGGGGAGGAACUAGUAGUCCAGGUUCCGGUAGUGGAUGUGCAAAGCAACAACUUCAAGGAGAUGUGGCCAUCCCUCCUGCUAGCCAUAAAGACAGCUAAUUUCGUGGCUGUGGACACGGAGCUGAGUGGGCUUGGGGACAGGAAGAGUUUGCUGAACCAGUGCAUCGAGGAACGUUACAAGGCCGUGUGUCAUGCUGCCAGGACCCGUUCUAUCCUUUCCCUGGGCCUCGCCUGCUUCAAGCGGCAGCCAGACAAGGGUGAACAUUCCUAUCUGGCUCAAGUGUUCAAUCUCACUCUGCUGUGCAUGGAGGAGUAUGUCAUAGAACCAAAGUCUGUGCAGUUCCUGAUACAGCAUGGCUUCAACUUCAACCAGCAGUAUGCCCAAGGCAUCCCCUACCAUAAGGGCAAUGACAAGGGUGAUGAGAGCCAGAGCCAGUCAGUACGGACCCUAUUCCUGGAGCUAAUCCGAGCCCGCCGGCCUCUGGUGCUACACAAUGGCCUUAUAGACUUGGUGUUCCUGUACCAGAACUUCUAUGCACACCUCCCUGAGAGUCUGGGAACCUUCACCGCUGACCUGUGUGAGAUGUUCCCAGCAGGCAUUUAUGACACCAAAUAUGCUGCUGAGUUUCAUGCCCGUUUCGUGGCCUCCUACUUAGAAUAUGCCUUCCGGAAAUGUGAACGGGAAAAUGGGAAGCAGCGGGCAGCUGGCAGCCCACACCUUACCCUGGAGUUCUGCAACUAUCCUUCCAGCAUGAGGGACCAUAUUGAUUACCGCUGCUGCCUGCCCCCAGCAACCCACCGUCCUCAUCCCACCAGCAUCUGUGACAACUUCUCGGCUUAUGGCUGGUGCCCCCUGGGACCACAGUGUCCUCAGUCCCACGAUAUUGACCUUAUCAUUGACACUGAUGAGGCUGCGGCAGAGGACAAGCGGCGACGGCGACGACGUAGGGAAAAACGGAAGAGGGCUUUGUUGAACCUACCGGGGACACAGACCUCUGGGGAAGCUAAGGAUGGUCCUCCCAAGAAGCAGGUCUGUGGGGAUAGCCUCAAGGCUGAAGAAACCGAGCAGGAGGUGGCUGAGGAUGAAACUAGGAACCCGCCUCACUCCAAGCAAGGCAACAAAAAUGACUUAGAGAUGGGGAUUAAGGCAGCAAGGCCUGAAAUAGCUGAUACAGCUACCUCAGAAGUGCCAGGGAGCCAAGCCAGUCCUAACCCAGUGCCUGGGGAUGGAUUGCACCGGGCUGGUUUUGAUGCUUUUAUGACAGGUUAUGUGAUGGCCUAUGUGGAAGUGAGCCAGGGACUGCAGCCCUGCAGCUCUGGACCCUGGCUCCCUGAAUGCCACAAUAAGGUAUAUUUGAGUGGCAAAGCUGUACCCCUCACAGUGGCCAAGAGCCAGUUCUCCCGUUCCUCCAAAGCCCACAAUCAGAAGAUGAAGCUCGCUUGGGGCAGUAGCUGAUGCAACUUCCACCUUGCACUCAGGUGGAACAGAGGUAUUUUGGGUCUCUCUAGCCUGAAAUGUCAUCCUCAAUUAUUACUGAGUUUAGGGGUGGGGGAAUGUCCUGGCAGACAUAUCACUGCAUUGCCCUGGACCACCUCCUUUAUCCCAGUGUCUGAGGUACAAGUAAGAAGGCUGACCAGCACCUGUAACACCGACUUUAUUUUUAAGUCUGAAAAUGUCUUGGGAAAGUUUUACAAAAAAACAACAGAAGCAAGUUAUGAAAAUA